Hermetia illucens (black soldier fly) is the source of this 9458-nucleotide messenger RNA. RefSeq lists its product as uncharacterized. The coding region runs from base 290 to 8833 and encodes 2847 amino acids. Lineage: Eukaryota; Metazoa; Arthropoda; Insecta; Diptera; Stratiomyidae. Gene Ontology annotation, molecular function: protein binding. The record is from RefSeq and is a predicted model, not a curated record. The transcript is spliced from 5 exons.
CUGACGUUAAGGUGCUGGGUGCUCCGAAGCGUACAAGCCCGUUACUAUAAAAUGCAACUGCCUAGGUCGUUUAGAUGGGCAUUGGCUCAGUCCAUUUCGUGAAAUUGUGGAUGGUCGUCAAAACAUACGACUUCAUCGACAUACUAUGUUAACAGUGAACUCCAACUGUGGGUCAGUUGGUGCUUUCGAAUUACAAUGAGCAGUGUUAAUUUGGGCGUUAUUUGUUUAUUCACUUAAUUCAAUUUUUGAGCUCUAUCAGUGCUUGUAUUAUUAGAUAUUACGUGAGGGAAUGAGCGAUCCACUUGGCGGCUGCAAGCGCCGCAAAAUAAGCGGCGAGUUAAGCGAGGUAGACAUUCCAGAAGAUGGCAUGGUGAGGGAUUUGACUGUGACAUCCGAGGAGACGAACACCGAGGACUCCACCAUGCAGGAAAUUAAAGAACUCAGACAGAAGAAUAAACAGCUUCAUGCAGAAUCUAAAUACCAGCGUGAACAAAUCGCCAAUCUGACGGAAACCAUCAAAUCGCUAAAAUUAACGUUGAAAGUAGCGAAUCCAUCAUUAAGUGAUCAGGUGGCUCCAGCGCAACUGACCACAUCAAGAUUAACGGUACCAACAGCAUCUAGCAGCAGCAUCCCAACACGGAUCGACGAUGUCGAAAAGAUUAUGAGUGAAGAAGAAGAUGCUGCUCCGUUAAAUUCUGCUCAAUGUCGGAAUCCCAGGAAGAAGCAGGAAACCUCCAGUAAAGACAAUAGAAAACGAAAAACAGAUGUUGAAGCAAAUAGUGCCAGCGGAUCUUCGUCAACGAAUGGUAGGAAUCACAAGCAACCGCUUAGUAAACAAGGAAGGACAGAUUCUUUUAGCGAACAUGAAAUCCCGCUGGCUGACAAGCUAGAACAUAAAAUAGUCCCUGGUUCCGGGCUUAAACACACAAAUCACGGCGUUAUAUUUCAACUGAACAUCCUGAGUCGAGCACUAUGGCGCGUAAGUCGAGAUAAAAAUAUUAAAGAGUUUGGCUUAGCCACAGAGUUGCCGAACGCUGAAAAAUUCGACGACGUCGUCCUUAUGUACAAAGAUGGACACCAGUGGACAUUGCGGCUUUUACAAGCGAAGCAUAAACAUAAUGAAUGUGGAAUAUCAUUUAAAGAUCUCAUGACUACCAACCAAGAAAGUCCUUUUUGCCUCCUGAAAUAUUUUCGUUCAUUCGUGAAAGUUGCAAAAGCAUGGUCAGAUGAUAUCCGUCCCAAUACAAUAUUUUCAAAAUGCUAUCUGCAAGAUGUUAUUCUUCUGACAAACGCGGAUUUAGCAGACGAUGUUCUAGAGUGUAUGGAAAUGGUGAAUAGUUCGCGCAACGAUCCGGAUAUACUGUUAGGAAUAGAGAGCGAUUCAGUAAAGUAUUACAAACUGAAGCAGUCUCAACCAAUAUUGGAACCAAUUUUAUGGUCUCACACAGACUUUAAUGGGCUUGUGGAAGAACUGGUCGACAAUUUAUUAUUACCCAAUCGGCAGAUAAAUUGGACCAGGAGUCUUCAGAAGGAGUACUAUUAUCCUUUAGUACGCAAUGUAUUCGAUAUUGUCAUGGAAAAUGGAAAUUAUUUUGCAAAAUUAUCAAAAAGCUUUCUAGAAGGAUCCGAUCCGAAGGUGAAAAAAUUGAGUAAUGCGAUGGGAAAGUUGAUAGCGUUUCGCGAGAACAAUUAUAUGUUUAUAAUACCCUCAGAAUUGAAAUCGUUGGACACAGAAGGGCAGAAAAAAUUGGCAGAAAGGUUGGCCAACGAUUUGGUGAACAAAGUUGAAUUGAAAUCUUCCAAUUAUUCUGACUCUUUCAUUGCUUUGGGAAUUCUUAUUAUUGACUUCAAGGAAGGGAAGUUAGACUCAAAAUUUAUUAAAUCGACAGUGGCAAAGGCAAAGGACUUCAGGACAUUUCUCCAAGAAGCCAUAAAACGAGUUGGCCCUUUAGACAGAUGUACUAUAAAGAAUUUGCAAGAAAUGCAAGUAAUUGUUCCUCGGGACUUUUACCAGCCCGAUGUGCCCCACGAUAUGCGAGUGAGUGAGAACCUCGCUGAACAUUUACAUAAAAUUCGUACAGAGAAUCGUUCGCUAAACGCAGAUUCCAUGGGAAAUUUUCGAGCGUACUUAGAUCCUGUAACUAAGGAAGUUAUUGAUGUUAAAACCGGCAAAUUUCAUAAAAAUUUUCUGGAAGGCAAGUUGUCCCCAGCCGGAAAGAUGUUGCAACAAUAUUUAGUGGACGCAAUAAUUGACGAUAAAACUGCUAAUACCGCACUGAAGAACACCGCAGAGAAGAAAUUUCCCAUUACAAAAUCUUUCGCGAACCAAUUCCAACCCAAACCUAGUCCGUCAAUAAAAAAUCCAGAAAAGUUCGCAGAAGAAAUCGCUGACGCCAUUGAAAAUUGCCAGGACAAGGAUUUUAGAAUUGAUUGUAGCAACAAGAGCGCUGACUUCCUAUCAAACCUGUCCGAAUUAUUAGGGCACAUCCUUUUCAGAGUAUCUACAUGGUUUGAAUUCAGCGAAAACUUUGUAAAAGAAACACAUCUGCCGGGAGAUCUCUCAGAAUUCCACAAGUUACUUAAGAACCGCCUCAAAUCUAAAUUCGAGUCUAUCGGAAAAUAUACUUUCACCAUUCCAAAUUUAGAAGCUUGCGAAGAGGCUGUUUUUCGUAGAAAUUUGCCGAAUCCAAUUACUCUUGACGAUAUCAGGGAUUUCUACGAGAAAUUUCGAAUAGUGGCAGGAUAUCCAGAUAAAGAUGGAGUUCUUCAUCUUUUGGAAAAGGAGGUGGAAAACCAAUACCAGAAUUUAGACAGCAAAGGAUUUGUUGCGCUGUUUUGUAAGGAUGUGGAAAAUUGGAUGUCACAUCGAAUGGGAACUUUCUACACAAGUAGAAGGACUAAAGAUCUGUUGCAGAAAACGAAAGAACACUUAUCUUGCCACGAGUUGCUUGGGAUCAGUGAAAGCUACUUGCAAGCGGGGGUUAUACCCUAUGAAUUUAAUUCUGAGUGUUUGGUAGAAUACCUUAAAGAUUUCUUGAAACACUCAGGUAUAGAUAUUUGGUUACUAAUUAGUUCCAAUCUUUUCCUCUGUCGCGCUCAAUUUGGUCAGGCCUUUCGUGUAUUACAGAAAAUGGGCAAUCCUGACCUCAAAUUGUAUCUCCACGAAUUUGGUUAUGUGUUUUUAACCUGGGAACAAUUCUCUGAUAGUUCCUUCCAAGACAUGAUUACUACCCGGAACGACGACGAAGACAAAUGGAAUUUCUGGUUGGUUGAAUGUGGGGACUCCAGUCUUCUAAGAACCGCAUCUGAAUCAUUGCCGAAAAUUAUUGAUUUGAUGCUUUACAGAACGGUUAGAUGUUCAGUAAGAAGAAAGGUUAUAUUUCUUUCACAAAAAUCGGUUUUGCCUGCAAUAAAAACCGCGAUUCAAUCUCGAACGGAUGAUGUGGUUGUACAAAUGCCAGACAAGAAAAUAGGCACAGUUUUUUCAAGUGUGAAAAAAGAAUCACAAUUGAAACUUUUGGAUUCAAAUCUCAUAAGGUUACAUAAUCGCCCUUUGAAAUUAGGCGAUGUCCUUGAACAAACAACAGUCGAUUUUAUCGAUGAAAAGACUUUAGAGAUGUUCAUCAGCAAUGUCCCCGUUGAUAUCGAGUGCAAGCACCGUCUUAAUAUGAAUUAUUACAUGAAGCGAAAUAUUGAACUGAUAAUUUUUAAUCCCUCGGAAUUUCAGUCAACAGAAAAUGAAAGUAGGUACUAUCUAAAGAUUGGCACUGAAAAAACAGAUGAAAUAAUAGUUACUGAUCUUGAAGAAGUCUUCAUUCAGAAUAGCGAAAAACAAGAAACAAAAAUACCGAUUCAUUGGUUUGAAAAAUUUGGUGAUAAGGUUAUAUGGCGAAGGUCGAUUGGAAAAAUAACUAACUUGAGGAAAUAUCGCUGUAGUGAUAUGGUUACCGACACUUUAAAUGAGGAACAAUUUUUAAGGUCUACUGAUGACAAUCAAAUAACUAUUAUAUGUGGUGCACCCGGGGUAGGGAAAUCACAGCUCCUCACUAGUUUGUUUUCAGCGAGUAGGAAUAGCAAAGGAGCCAUUUGGUCUAUUCACGUUGAUUUGAAUUUAUACUCCAGGUUCUUUAACGAAAUACAACAAAAGCAAGAAACACACACCCAAACCUUCUUAUUAGACUUACUCAAGUCAAGACAACACUCUCAGUUUAACACUCAGUUUGAGGAAGACCUCCUUUACAAUACACUUCUGAAUAAAACCAAAAUUCAACUUGUCCUAUUCUUUGACGGAUUUGAUGAAAUAAGCCCCAACUAUAAGACAGUUGUCCUCAAUUAUUUACAGUCUUUCAAGGAUCUUCCAUGCAUUCGCAAGGUGUUUGUGAGUACUCGUCCAACUUUUGUUCAAUGUCUUGAAGACGAUUUGAACGUGUUACAUCACAAAUUAUGUGAUUUGAAACCCCACGAACAAGAAGAAAUGUUUAAUCAAUACAUGAAGAUCCAAAACAUCCCAGUGGAAGCAGAUAUAUUGUCUAAAUUUAUAAAAGGACAAAGUGACUUCCACGUCUAUCCUCUUCAUAUAAAAAUGCUGGCUGAGGUGAGCAGUGAAGUUGUCAAACGAGGCGAAUUAAUACCUGAUACCUUGAAUAUUAUCACGUUAUAUGAGAAAUAUAUCAAACUAAAGUUCCUCAUAUUCCGAGGAGAGAAAAUGAACCAAGAUCUAACUAAUGUUUCCGUCACCGUUGACAUGGAGGAUAUCUACCCGUACUAUUUAGAAGAGCACGAGAUUCUUGCACUGCAUACAUUCUUUAGCGAAGAAGAACUAAGACAGUUUUACGGAACCAAAUUGGAGGAGGAGACAAUCAAGUAUAAACAAAUUUUGAAGAAUGUCCAAGCUGGGAAACAAAAAUAUGGAAUUGUCUUCGUGAUAGACAGCAAUGAUCUCCAGUUCAUCCACCGCACCUUUAUUGAAUAUUUCGUGGCGGUCUUUCUCGUUAAGGUACUAGUGAAGCCUGAAAGAGUUAAGAAAAAUGUGUCCGAAUUAUUUCUAAAUGAAAUGAUAGACAAGGAAAGAUUUAUCGAUACCUUGAACUUUGUUGAUAAAUGGAUGGAACUAAAUUUGUGCGGCAAAGUUUUUCAAGACGGAGUUUUCGACGAGGUGGGGAGCGACCUGGAAGAAACAACAGUUUUUAAAGCCAUCAGUUACUGCUCACAACAAAAUCUCUCUGGAAUUAGAAAAUACCUCUUUUUUCUUUCGAUGUCUUCCUCCGAAUUUAUAACUUUUGAUUUGUACAUUAUGUUGAAUACGUUAUUCAAUGUGGAAUGGCUGUGGAAAUUCAUUUACAUGUUACAUGCUGAGCUUAACUGGAGCACCGAAUCUUGGAGAACAUUUCCCCUGAUCACUUCUAGUCACUGCAGGGCGCUCCUUCAGACAGAUGACGAGUAUGCUACAUAUAACUGGAAAUCUUCGAGUUAUUGUACGUAUCAGGAGUUAUACUAUCCAGAACUUAAAAAAGCCAUGUCAAAGUGGGAGAGUGAUUGUUUGGAGCCUCCAGCAUAUAUGCAAGAAGAUGCGCUCCACUUUGCAGUUGAAAAGGGGGACAUGAACCUUUGCAAAAUACUGUGCAAGAAAAACUAUUUGUUACUCAAUCACGUGACUAAAAAUGGCGAUACAGUUUUACAUCGGUCUUGUAAGUUUGGACAUCGCAAAAUGCUGAUGUUCCUCAUUGAUGCUAUGCAGAUGAAUAACAGUUUCGACGCUUCCAAAAUUAUCACCGCCCGAAAUAGAAACGGUGAGACCCUAUUGCAUAUUGCAGCACAAACCAUGCCUGACGUAGUUUCUGAUUUACUAAAGCAUAAUAUAAGCGUUUUCGGCGUUGAUAUUUAUGGAAAGACUGCAUUUGACUACGCUUGCAUUUACUGUGAUGAGAAAACUAUCCAAAUGCUAUCAGAGAAAGUGAUUGACAAUGUGGAGUCGAAUAUGCCACAGACACUGCUUGGUGUGAAAACUAUUUUAUACCAGGUCGCGCGAAGCUUUGAUGGAUCCGAACCCCAUAUGCAAGUAUUUUCUCAAUGCCAGAUGCAAAUGCAGUGUCUUCUUAGUGAUUGGCCACAUGAAAAUAGGUUGGCAGAAGUCAACAGUAGUGCGGAUUCACUGAACGUGAGCUACAUUCACCAAUUCGCUUCUAUUAUUCAGCAGCCAUUUGGGGUUCCUUUCUUCCGCUACAAUAGACGUGUAUCAAAAAGUGAUCCUACGUCAAAACAUCAUGCAGCAUGUGUGAGCGGUUUGGUGCUUUGGUUGCGAAUGCUAGACAACAAGAACAGAGACACAGUGUUACAUUGUGCUGCCUAUUCUGGAAAUGCGGCACUCUGUGAAUGGGUCCUCCAGUUGCCUUACAUGGCCCGGAAUUCACCACGUCAAAUAUGCAUCAAUGACGUAAACGAAUGUGGUGAAACGCCUUUGCAUGCCGCCACACUAGGCAGUGUUGAGGUUUUAGAAACCCUACAAAGGCACGGUGCGAACCUUAAUGCAAAAGACAAUCUGGGGCAAAGCGUUUUGCACCAUGCCGCUUUCCAUGGACGGGAGGACAUGUGUAUGUGGCUAGUGAAGGCCAACGCUGACCCGUCAUGUCGAACGAAGUCUGGUGUGACUGUCCUGCACGCAGCUGCGCAAUCAGGCAAUUUAAAACUAGUUGAAUGGUUGGUAGAAAAAGUUCACCUGAGCAUUUUAGAAGUUGCGGAAAAGAGCCGUAGCAACGUCCUUCAUUUCGCAGCAUCUUCUGGUAACCGAGACCUGUGCGAAUGGCUUUUAACGCGCCUUCCGCAAACAAAUAAGUGUAUCAUUAACGACAGGAAUAAUGAUGGGCUCACUCCUCUUCUAAAUGCCGCAAAAUAUGGUGACAUUAGUAUGCUGGAUUUAUUGAUGGAAAAUGGCGCCAAACUCCGUUUUGCGGAAACACCAGCCUUUUCAGGGGUAUUUCUUCGAAAUUCAAUUCUAUUGAAUUGGUUGUGGACACAGAUUAAAAACUCCUUUUACUUUUUGGACGGCAUAGAUAGGGAAUCAGAACUUCUCAAGUUAAUUGAAGAACCAUGUAAUCACCAAUUUAACCGCUGGUUAUUAUCCGCAGCUCUUAAGAACGGUCCACACAACAACCUAGUAGACUACAUUAAAUCACAUAGCCCAGUAUUUAAUGGUACCCGCAAAUUUUUGAGGAUGUCAACUGAUAUCUCAAGUAGUUGGAUCAACGACCUCCCCAUAAGUGUACUUAUGCGGCAAUUGGCGAGCUAUAGUUUCGAAUUAUUCGAAAGAGCGAUCAGUACCAACGUUCUCACUGACUGCUGCGAUGAAAAUGGUCGUACCAUUGUACACCACGCCUGCCUGCAAGGCCGUUUGGAUAUCUACAAAUGGCUAACAGAAAACCAUAUUUGCGCGUAUGUGCCGCCUGCCGAAAUGGAAGACGUUCCAUCAGUUCUACACGACGCAGCGACAUCAGGCAAUCUCGAACUCCUUCAAUAUGUGUAUGAUCAAACAAACGCGAAUUUGCUUGAAUGUACUGCGAAUGGGAAAAGCAUUUACCACUGCGCUGCACAGUCUGGCGAAAUCAAUCUUCUGAAGUGGUGUCUAGAUAAGACAUGUAAUUCCUCCGAAGAACAACGAAAUGCUCUUCAAAAGACAGAUACACAGGGUCGUUCUCUUUCUCACUAUGCAGCUGCAGCUGGUAGAAUGGAAAUGAGUCGAUGGUUGGGGGGCAAAGUGUUUUUUAAAUUAAGGGCUAGAGAUUUAUCGAGCAUCUUGCACGAGGCGUCCAAAUCAGGAAGCUUGGAGCUGUGCCAGUAUUUUGUUCACAAUGGCUCUAAUAUUGCUGAUAGUAAUAUACAUGGAGAUACAGCUCCUAGUAUUGCUAUUACCAAUCAUCAUCCUGCGCUUUACGAAUGGUUUGCUAUGCAAGAAAACCACGACGCAACCAACUCAUCGAACGCUCGUGAGGUUAGUGUAAACAACACUCUAUGGAGGCCUUCCGAGCGUUUUCCGUAUGAUUUCUGCAUUGCGUGCAUAAAAGGCGACAUUGAAAAUUGCGAGCUGCUGAAAUGUUCUACCGAUACAGAAAACCGUUUCCAUCAAAAACUUAGAGAUGCAAUAUCACGAAAUGGAAAUCUUUUCGGUGAGUGUUGCCCUGUGAACUAUAGAGUAGAAUAUGGACCAGUGAUUUACUUAACUCACCCGGUCAUUGGCUUCAAUGGACUUUGUGAAACAGCUGCUAUAUGCUUUGAUGAAGACGAUACAAAAGUAUGUCAGCUUCUAUUGUGUAAAUAUUCAUCAUCAAACUCCUCUCUACAGAAAUAUUUAAAAAUGUUUAUGAAGGAAACUUCAGGCAAUUUCGGGUUUCGUCAGCAUAUUCUUUGCAAGCUUCAGAACACUUAUAAUAGUUUCGCGCAAAACGUGGGGGUGGGCGCUUUGACAAUAGAUGAAACUGAAGAAGACGGAAUUAUGUUAUUCAGGGACCUUGUUGGUCCUUGUUCCUCACUUGACGCUUCUGAAAAAGAGAAUGAGGGUUUUGGAGGUGCCCUUGAGUUAUGUAAUGCGCUAAUACGAGCGGGCUUGUGGCCGGGGGGCGGAAAUAGAAAGUCCCCUAUUCACUUGGCGGCAGCCCGCAAUUACUUGAAUGUCUGUAAACUACUCUUAUAUUCCCUCUCUUCAACUGAUGAUGAAUUUAAAGCGAGACCUUCGAUACAACUAGUCACUACCAUCAAGCAAGCUUCUGAGUUGCUCAAGCUACUGAAUAUAUACGCCGACGGAUAUUUUCAGAGUAAUGCCAAUGCAUGCAUCGCCAGAUGAAGUUUCGUUAUUAUGUCAGCCUCUAUGGCAACAGUCAAGCAACUUUACACAGCAGAUGAAACUCCCAAAGUAACAGUGUGACAAACAAUGAGCUUGUUCGUUUGAGGCCGAAUCGCAUCUAGUACAUGUAUUUUAGGUUGCGUUUCUCUAGCAAUCAACGAUCUUUUUGGGUACCCAUGCGUGCAUGCGAUAAUUUACAAAAAGCUCACUGAAAGACUGGCGUUGUGAUGCUUGGAUUGUCGCAUUCUGUGCAAUCGUUUCGAAAGAAACCAAAGUUGUACGUUGAUCUAAUCUGUUGUUGCUACCACGUUUUUUCCGAUUUGCUAGCACAAUAAGACAUCUACAUAUUUUCACACAUUUCCCCCCGGGGCAUCACCCCUUCAGGGUGGUUAUUAGAAUUCGUCGUUUGUCUUGUUUCAAACACUUAUCAAAUUUGGACUUCAAAUGCAUGUGAAAAUGUCGCUAUCAGAUUGGGCAUGAAAUAAUGACUACUUCCUAUCGAAUUUUAAUUAAGACAAGUCGGAAAACCGGAAGCUCACGCUUCGGGUAUAAAGGUUUUGUGUUCAUCUUAUGUAAGAAAUUUCAACGCACAUUUUUCUAUCCGUAUAUAGCUACAAAUCCAACA